AUGGAUGACAAAACUAAAAUAGAAUAUGUUAUUUUGGUUAUAUUUCCCCAUCACUUCGGCCUUUACAACUCCAUUAUAGAUUUUCACACUAAUCAGCACCAUGGUAUACCUCAAACACAUUGCUACCCAGGCUUAAAAGUACCGACAGUGUUAGAAAGAAUCGAUACAAGCAGUCCAAGCUCUCCUAAAGGGAAAUCCAGCGAAGAGGUCUGGCUGUCGGGGGAGCUGGCGAGGGACGCGAAGUCGGAGUUGGUGGCCAAAACGCCCGCGCUCGCGGUGAGCGGCGCCGUGUUCCUGCUGGCGGUGCUGGGCUUCCUGGUGUUCGGCUUCCUGUGGCCGCGGCGGCGGCGGCGGCGGCAGCGCGAGGGGGGCGGCGAGGGGGCGGGCCCGGCGGCCGGUGCGGGCGGCGGCGGGCGGGCGGUGGAGCGCGGCGACAUCGAGGCCGGGCCGUACGCCUGGCCCAAGAGCGAGCGAGUCUACUUCAUCCCCGACGCCCCCGCCGCCGCGGACGACGCGCGUUUCUUCGCCCGCCAGGGCAGGCCCUCGAAGAAGAAGCCGCCGCUGGCCGAGAGCGACCCGGCGCCGGUGCACGGGCGCACGACGCUGCCGCGGGCGGCGGAGAUGGGCGGCGCCGGCGACGCCGCCUGCAUCGGUCGCAAGGCGGAAGAAGACGUGCGCGAGCAGGCAGCGCGCUACGGGAAGACGAGCGACACGGGCGCCGUUGGGCGGAAAACGAUCUACUAUCAAAUUAAUUACGAGCGUCGCGCGGUAAAAUGCACUAAAAUGUCCCAGUCGGCGGGUGAUGGACGCGACGGUGAAACGUUGUUAACGAACGAAGAAAUUCUUCGGACGCCUCUUGUUCAAAAGACGACCGUGAAAAAGGUCCGGUUUGAUUUGAAUGAAGAGCCCAGAAAGUCUACGAGACUUUGUCAGGGAUUGGCGACCAAGUGGUGCUUUUCGACUGAAGAUGAAGGGCGAUCUUUUGAAGCGAGGGACAUACGUAACAAGAAAACGGAUAUCACUGCGAGAACAUCGCUUGCAUCAGCCAGUCAAAAAGAUUCUGUUUUGAACGAGAAGAUGAAUAAGACAAUUCAUGCCGAUAAAGACGUGGGUUCCGUUUCAGAAGACGCCCAUGAGAUUGUUGGAAAUUCGCUUUGCAAAUUUCCUGAUUACAUCUUCGUGAAAAAAUCAACUUCUGAAUUAUCUGUGAAGAACUCUCCGGUAACUAGUAGAAAGGAAAUAGGUGUUGUAAACUGCCUAGUGAGGCAAAAGAGCAUUGUUAAAUUGCAAAAAAAUCAUGCUUCUGAAAUCCCUAAAACUGCGAAGAAAAUUCUUCGAAACAGAGACGAAAGUUGCUUGAUGAAGGACGCCGAGGAAUUUAACGCAUUAUUCGUAGCGCUUUUGCAAAUGCGACUGUCGGGUGCCAAACGUGAAGUUUUUGCGAACAGAAUGCGCUGUGUUGAGGGAUCAACUGAAGGGGUUGGAAACGAGAAAAUCAAUCCCGUGAGGCAAAUGGUACCUUACGUACGUAAUGAAAUUCGGGAGACUCUGAUUUCAUUGUACCAACGCUGCGCACCAAAAAAGUCUGAGGCCAGGAGAGAUACAGUUAGGAAACUAAACUCGCAAGCACAAAAGUCAAACAAGAACAAAAGUCUGAAAAAGCGAGAGAUGAGUGUCCAAGUCGUUGCAGAGGAAAGAGUAGGUAAGGCAAUGAUAGACACUGUUGGGCUUUCGUUAAAAAACCUUCGCGACGGGCAGAAAAUUAGUGACUUGGCGUCCCAACUGGAUCCGAAGCAUUUUGAGUUGAUCGUUUUGGGAUUGGAUAUAUUUCAGCUCACGCUCGGCAUGUUCUGCCGGCUGUUCUUUGUCGGAGCAACAGUUGAGGAAGUGGAUGCCUACACAGAAAUUCGCGAAAAAGUAGAGAAACGGAUUUUGACGUUGUUGGAACUGAGCGAAGAUAAAAUGAUAGAAGACGCACCCGAUAGAAAGAAUAAUCUCACGAAGGAGCAGAUUAUCUUCGUGCUGUUCGUCCAUUUGGCCUUCAUCGAGCAUGAUUUAUCGUCGUACAAGUUUCUGCUCGGGGGCAUUAUUGGGUGUCUGGAAUACUCCUUUGUGUAUUCAGUCUCUCUCUUCGAAAAGGAGGAAUUAGCCCAAAGUAAGUAA
Molecule: messenger RNA, 2163 nt
Organism: Gryllus bimaculatus (two-spotted cricket)
Lineage: Eukaryota; Metazoa; Arthropoda; Insecta; Orthoptera; Gryllidae
Source: the annotation of a GenBank genome assembly